Messenger RNA from Gongylonema pulchrum, 834 nucleotides. Lineage: Eukaryota; Metazoa; Nematoda; Chromadorea; Rhabditida; Gongylonematidae. The record is from the annotation of a GenBank genome assembly.
AUGGUUACGGCACUUUCGGACAAUCAUUUUUCCGAAGGGAUGGAAAUGAUCGCUUCCAUUCGUAAAUAUUGGCCACAACAGCAAGUGAUUGUCUAUGAUAUCGGUCUUGGCAAAGAAAAUCUGGAAUUUGUAAGACAAUUGUGCAAUAUUAUUUAUCGCUACUUUGAUUUUUCGGCGUAUCCAACAUAUGUUCAGGACCUUAAACAAUACCGAUGGAAGCCGCUUGUGAUUGCUGAAGUGCUGAAAGAUUAUCGAGCUGCGUGGUGGCUUGAUUCUUCCAUGCGUUUCAUCAACAGUGAUCUGGAGCAAAUGUACGAUUAUUAUAGGUGCAAACACAGAAAUGCAUAUGGUGGCAAGGACUUAGCAGAAGCAGAAAUCAUGUGCAAUAAAGCUGAUCUUCUGUUCCACACAUAUUUGGGUGGCAGCAUUUUCGCAACAACUGACCCCGACACUUAUCUUUAUUUUCCAAGCGAUGUUGAAAAGCUGAAAGAUAUGACAAUGGUGAGAACUAGUGCUAUUUUUCUCAUUCGUACACGUGACACUGUCGGGAUCCUGAAAUGGGUAGUUGCAUGUGCCUUGGAAAAAGAAUGUAUGGGCCUCGGUGCCGGUGGUAGAGUGCUCUCGCGCAAUUGCUUGUUCAACACAUCCGAUGUGCACAAAAUACAUGCAAAAUGUCAUUACUUCGACCAGAGUAUUUUCAAUGUUUUGUUGGCCAAUGAAUACGAUUUCGAUGGCCGUUACUUUUACAACGAGAGAAAAAUUUUUUUGCAAAUACGAAUGACUGGAAUAUUUACCGCAGAUGCGCUGAAAUGUGAACCCCCAAAAAUUAAUUAG